Molecule: messenger RNA, 2628 nt
Organism: Thermochaetoides thermophila DSM 1495
Lineage: Eukaryota; Fungi; Ascomycota; Sordariomycetes; Sordariales; Chaetomiaceae
Exons: 2
Coding region: 1-2628 (875 amino acids)
Biological process (GO): regulation of DNA-templated transcription
Cellular component (GO): Rpd3L complex; nucleus; Rpd3L-Expanded complex
Source: RefSeq, a predicted model, not a curated record
AUGGCGACCGCAGAGACCGUGGCCCCCGACCUGGAUGAGCCCAUCUCUCCGCGCCAACCGGCUCCCGCCCCGAAUCUUGAGCAGUCGAUCCAGUCGGUCGUCAGUCAUCUUUCUACUCUCGACCGAGGCGCUGAUCCCGACGCGCAAGCUACUGUGACCGACUUUCUCGAUUUUACCGAGUAUCUGCCUGCAGAUAUUACCCGCUCUCUCAACCUGAUCACCGAACUCGACCAGCGUUACAUCGAGGCAUCGACCAAGGUCCAUGAGCUCACCAAGCUUUGGGGCCGGCUGCCCAGUAUCCCCCCGGCAGAACGUCCAGACCCCGUGCAUCUGCGCAAGGAGAUCUCGGAAUAUAUGCGGUACGCAAUGGAUGCUCGCGCCUCUUCGCUAGCCGAAGCCCGUCGCAUGGCCGAGAACGUCAAACGUCACCAUGUCCGCGCGAAGAUUAUACUCAAGAAGCUCGAGAACAUGUACGAGAAUUACCAUAUCCUCGAAGAGCAGCAACAACAGAUCAACAAGUCGCCCCAAGCGACGAGGACACAGAAACAGAAAGCCCGCCGACCCCGAGUCCCACGCAUCACCGUCCCGGGCGAAGUCCUUGCACCCUACGAGCUGGACUACAACGGAUAUAGCACAGAUUCGGAGAGUAGUUCGGAGGAGGAGAAGGAAGUUGGGCAGGCACAGCCAUCGAAUAAGCUAACCCCCGCACCACAAGCACGGAUAAAGGUGGUGAAGGGAUCUACGGCCAGGGCACCGAAGCCUGCGAGAGCCCCUCGCUCCAGGAUCUCUGGUCCUCUUCCCAAUGUGCCUAGUGGCAGCGGCACUCAGCUUUCCACGAGCGCUGCGAUGGCGCAGUUAAAGCCUCCUCCUGAGAAUGCUGAGAUUGGCGGACCCGAUGCCCCUUGGGGCCAGCUCACUCCGUACGAGCUUGCACGGCUUAGAAAGCGCAUGAAGAAAAAUGCCUCGUGGACCCCAAGCGAUACCAUGGUUGCGAGAGAAUUGAGCUCACUGGGACGUGGCGUGGAGGCUUACAAGGCUGCCAAGCUUAAGGCAGAGCAGGAAGGAAGACCAUUUGAGGGCAAGCUACCCCAACCUGUCAUCGACCCAGAGACUGGCGAGAAACGGAUGCCGCCUGGCGCUUUGACGUUAGAGGCUUUGACUAGGGAAGAAAACUCUCUGAGCAACCGUGGCAUGAAGUUAAACGAGGCCAAGAAGUUGAAGCGCGAGAUGUUGGCCAAGAUGGCCGCUGAGGAGGCCGAGGAAUCUGCAAGGCGCUUCGAUGCCAUUGCCAGAACUCUCAUGUCCUCUGAUGCUACGUCAGCCGCCGUCCCUGUUGUUCAGGAGCAGCCAAAGCCGGCCACUGGGCGUAAGACCCAGAGGAAGCGCAAGAGAGACGCUGCGGCGCUCGAAGCUGAAGCCGACAAAGGAGAGGCAACCGAUGGGCAGGCCCAGAGGCCUCAGCUGAAGCGUACCAAGACCGAGACGCCGGUGCCUCCUCCAGUAAUUACACCGAGCGGCGCUCAACUUCCCUCUGUCGAGACCUCCGUGUCCAUUCCACGCCGGACAUCAACAGCAGGCGUAUUGCAAUCAACAUCCCCGAUCCCCAUCCCUAUCCCUGCUCAAGCAGCAGAACAAACCAUAACAGCUAAGCCAGCAGUGCCAGCCGUAUCGUCGGUUUCUCCUGCUAGCACAGGUCCUGCAAGCGCUGCUCCAUCUGUCCGCCUUCCCACUUCCGAGACUCCUAUCCCCCCUCCCGUCAUUUCGCCGAAGAAAUCCACGACACCGAUUCUGCCGCCGGUUCGUGAAACCCGUAAAACUCAAGCUGCUCGAUUGCAGGAACAGCAACAACUGCAGGCUGGUGCAGCAGCAGCUGCUGCCUCGGCGCCUACGAGCGCCGCACAACGCAUGACAUCCCUUUCAGGAAGCCCUGAGGCUUCAGCAGUGCUUAAAACUGAGCCCGAGAGCGCUACUGCGGCAGUAACAACAACAACAACAACAACAACAACAACAACAACAUUAACGACAUCAAGCACAACUGCGAUGACCACCAAGCGCCCCACGUCUCGAGGCAAGGGUGCAGCCGCUGAACCCCAGCCGACAGCAGCCUCGGAACGGCCCCGACGCUCUAGUACCGCGCGGAACACGCCUGCUCCGGAGGCUGCGGGCACAAGUGGAGGGACAGGCGCCACAAGCGCAAUAGCAGCAACUGAAAGCGCUGGUGCGGCUACAAGGCAGGCGAGCAAACGCUCCAAGAGGCCUGCUCCGGGCGUCAUCAGCCGGACGAACAGCGGGGGAAGCAGUGCUGUCGGAACGAGGAAGGCUGCGCCUAGGAAGAAGAGCACCUCGACCCGUGGAGGCAGCAGGAGAGGUGCCACGGCUGCGGCUGCUGUUGCCGCAGCUGAGAACGCGACGGGAGAGGCGUAUGAGGUGGAAGUGGAUGAUGAAGGGAAUGUCAUUGAUCCCGAUGAGCCCAGGUAUUGCAACUGCAAACAGGAGUGGUUCCAUCUCGAAUGCGUUGGGCUGUCGGGUAUCCCGGCUCGCACAACUAAGUGGUAUUGCCCGGAUUGUCGGAAAGCUCUGGGCAUUGGAGAGAAGGGUGAAGUCAAUGCUAGGGGGGUGAAGACCUAG